Messenger RNA from Phyllopteryx taeniolatus (common seadragon), 1185 nucleotides. RefSeq names its product low choriolytic enzyme-like. The coding region runs from base 63 to 893 and encodes 276 amino acids. The record is from RefSeq and is a predicted model, not a curated record. Gene Ontology annotation, biological process: proteolysis. Lineage: Eukaryota; Metazoa; Chordata; Actinopteri; Syngnathiformes; Syngnathidae. The transcript is spliced from 8 exons. Gene Ontology annotation, molecular function: metalloendopeptidase activity; zinc ion binding.
AGGUACCGGUACCGGUAAAACACUUCCAUUGGUACUUUCACGGUGGGUUAUUUUCAGCAGUCAUGAUCUUCCGCACGGCAUUGCUGAGCGUCCUCCUUUUCUCUGUUCAGAGUUUCACCAUAAAAAGUUCUCCCGAAAAGAUGAACAGACAUUCAGGCAACACCCUUGCUGAUGAGGAGUCCAGUGUUUCCACGCUGUUAGAAAAGGCAAAUGUCAAUGUUGGCAAGAACGAGAAUGAACCUCUUGUGAUGUUUGGAGACAUCGCCGUGCCGACUGGACUCCAGAAUGCCGAUCCCUGCACAGCAAAUAGGUGCCGGUGGCCAAAAGCAUCGGACGGCCUUGUCUAUGUGCCGUACCUUCUUUCCCCGCAAUACUCUGCUGAAGAAAGGGAGACCAUACUUAAUGGUCUGCAGUCCUUCGCGGCAUCCACUUGCAUUCGCUUCACCCCACACAAUGGACAGAGGGACUUUGUGGACAUCCAGUCCCGCUCAGGGUGUUAUUCAUUUAUUGGGCGUCGUGGUCGGGGUCAAGUCGUGUCUUUGAGUCGCCGGGGCUGUGUUUUCCGACAGAUCAUCCAACACGAAUUGCUCCACGCCCUGGGAUUCCAUCAUGAACAGACUCGAUCUGACAGGAACGACCAUGUCCGAAUCCUCUUUGAGAAUGUCAUACCCGGAAUGCAGAGCAACUUCAGGAGGGUCAAUACAAGAAACUUUGGCACUCCCUAUGAUUACAACUCUGUGAUGCACUAUGGAAGGUUUGCCUUUUCCAGAAACAGGAGACCAACAAUAAUCCCCAUCCCUGACAACGAUGUAGCCAUCGGCCGGGCCACCAGAAUGAGCCCCAUCGACAUCCGUCGGGUCAACCUUCUUUAUGGCUGCAGCGCGUAUCUUUAGAAAAACCCAGAAAGCAACUCAAGUUACCUUGCUUGAGUUUUGUGGUUGUUUUUUUGCUAUGAAUCUUCAAUCACAGCCUGCUUAUCAUUCAUGUACGUAUCCAAAUCACAACAUUGUUUUUCAUUUUCGCUUGUUUCUUUUCUCUUCUUCUCCAUAUUCACUGUUUGUAAAAAGCAUCGUCAACGUGAUUAUUGAAUAAUUUGUAGACUCAUCCCCUGACUUGAACUCAUUUUACAAUUAAUUAGUGCACAACAUACUGCACCGUUGACAAUAAAUUGAUUUGUUUCAACAA